Messenger RNA from Esox lucius (northern pike), 1233 nucleotides. RefSeq names its product U1 small nuclear ribonucleoprotein C. The transcript has 6 exons. Lineage: Eukaryota; Metazoa; Chordata; Actinopteri; Esociformes; Esocidae. Gene Ontology annotation, biological process: mRNA 5'-splice site recognition; mRNA splicing, via spliceosome; spliceosomal snRNP assembly. Gene Ontology annotation, molecular function: pre-mRNA 5'-splice site binding; zinc ion binding. The coding region runs from base 93 to 566 and encodes 157 amino acids. Gene Ontology annotation, cellular component: nucleus; U1 snRNP. The record is from RefSeq and is a predicted model, not a curated record.
GACCUCCUCUUGCCUUGAAAACAAUCGUUGUCUUUGGGUUCCGGUUAAGGAAGAAAGCUUUUCAACGUUUGUUGUUAGCCAGACUGCUCAAAAUGCCGAAGUUUUAUUGUGAUUACUGUGACACUUACUUAACGCAUGACUCGCCUUCUGUGAGGAAAACCCACUGCAGUGGCCGCAAACACAAAGAAAAUGUAAAAGACUACUACCAGAAAUGGAUGGAAGAGCAAGCACAGUCUCUUAUUGACAAAACAACUGCUGCUUUCCAACAAGGGAAGAUUCCUCCAACACCAUUCCCAGGAGCCCCACCUCCAGGGGGUGCCAUGAUCCCCCCACCAAACCUGAAUGGCCCCCCACGUCCAGGGAUGCUCCCAACACCCCCAAUGGGUGGUCCUCCAAUGAUGCCCAUGAUGGGUGGUAUGGGACCGCCCCCACCUGGAAUGAUGGGUGGACCAGGUAUGCGACCUCCAAUGGGAGGCCGAAUGCAGAUGAUGCAUGGACCUCAUAUGAUGCGACCUCCUGGUCACCCAAUGAUGGUGCGGCCAAUGAUGGCAAGGCCAGACCGAUAAACUCUUAGAAAUCCUCCAACACACACUAUGGGAUUGGUCCACAUGAUCAGUAAAUUGUAUUGUCUCACUUAUCCCCUAAUAUCGGUUUGAUUAGGAACAUCUGUGGUUGAUGAAAGUGAAUUCCAAUUAUGGUAGCUGACAAAUCAAGUAGCCAUUUGGUUGUAACAUUAUUGCAAGUUUUGCUUCCAACUGCAACCAUGUGGAUUUGAAGUUGUGGCUCUGUGCUGAUCCUGUGGAACUAACCCUUUAGCAAAUCCAUUUCCACUCAACAACUGUCUCAUGGACUUAAUUUUACAUAAUACUGGUCAUCUUGUCUUGCUGUACACCCAUCCCUUUUUCUGGAUGGAUUUCAUUUUUAUUGUGCUACUGAUUUUUAUAAUGAUCCCCUCUGCUUAUUCAAGUUUACCUUCACGUUAUUAUUAGGUUGGUGUUUCGGCCCAAGCUAAAGACAAGAUGAGUGUAUGAAAAGAUUGUUGAAUGGGUUAUAUCAUUCACCUAUAGGUGUAUUAUAAGGUCUACAUUUUUAAUUUGGCGUUUUUUAUUUUUACUUGGCAGUAUCAGUCAGAUGACCCAUUGUAUUAAGUUCUUUUUCUACCAUUUUUACAAGCUUAUCCAAUUGACUGUGAAUUUAUUGUAUUACGGUCUAUUAAACAAAAAUGAAACCUUU